Molecule: messenger RNA, 1250 nt
Organism: Lolium perenne
Lineage: Eukaryota; Viridiplantae; Streptophyta; Magnoliopsida; Poales; Poaceae
Product: probable carboxylesterase 1
Molecular function (GO): hydrolase activity
Source: RefSeq, a predicted model, not a curated record
AGCGGCCAUUGGUGUGCGUCGGCAGUCGUUGUGGCUGGAAGCUUUGCCAAACCUGUUUGUUAAUGGAAUCGUCGGUUCCAAUUAAAAAAAAAAACUUGCAUCCCCUCCCUGAUCUCUCCCCUCCAGCUCCAUGUCAGAGACGGAUGCCGCCGGCGACGAGCUCAUCCUCGACGCCCCCAACUUCAUUCGCGUCUACAAGAGCGGCCGCGUCGAGCGCUUCCUGCCGGUCGACUUCGCCCCACCCGGCACCGACGCCGCCACCGGCGUCUCCUCCAAGGACGUCCCCAUCCUUCCGGGACCCGGCAUGUCGGCAAGAAUCUACCUCCCGGUCACUGCCACCGCCGGCGGCCAACAGGGCAAAGUCCCCGUCCUCGUAUUCUUCCACGGCGGCGGCUUCUGCCUCGGCUCCGCGUUCGACGCCGCCGUGCACGGCCACGCCAACCAGCUCGCCGCGCGGGCCGGCGCGAUGGUCGUGUCCGUGGAGUACCGCCUCGCGCCGGAGCGCCCCGUCCCGGCGCUCUACGGGGACGCCUGGGCUGCGCUCCAGUGGGUGGCCGCGCACGCCGCCGGCAACGGGCCCGAGUCCUGGCUCACCGCCCACGCGGACCUCGCGCGCGUCCACGUCGGCGGCGAGAGCGCCGGCGCCAACAUCGCGCACCACGCCGCGAUGCGCGCCGGCGCGGAGGAGCUAGGCCACGGCGUGAGGGUGGGCGCGCUCCUGCUCAUCCACCCCUACUUCCUGGGCGGCGACGGCGCCUCCGAGUCGGACGAGAUGGGCAUGGCCAUGCUCCGCGAGCUGGUGCGGCUCUGGCCGGUGGUCUGCCCGGGGACCAGCGGGUGGGAGGACCCGUGGAUCAACCCCAUGGCGGAGGGCGCGCCCAGCCUGGCCCGGCUGGGGUGUCGGCGCGCGCUGGUGUGCGUUGGUGGCAGAGACCCCAUGAGGGGCCGGGGAAGGCUGUAUGCUGAGAAGUUGAUGGCCAGCGGCUGGCAUGGCGAGGUGGGGGUCUGGGAGGCAGAUGGGCAGGGCCAUGGCUUCCACCUCGUCCGGCCGACAUGGUUGGAGGCGGAAGCGCAGGUCCGCGUCAUUGCUCAAUUUCUGGGCCGCCCAUGAGGGUCGGACUUAUUGGUGUGGCAUCAAUACGUCUUGUUUUCGUGAGGCGGGUAAGCUUCUUGUGUAAAGAACUGCAUCAGAAGAGGAUGUCUUAAGUGGUAUCAGCAGCCAGAUGACAGACCAAAUUUAAAGAGUCAGC